Molecule: messenger RNA, 935 nt
Organism: Triticum aestivum (bread wheat)
Lineage: Eukaryota; Viridiplantae; Streptophyta; Magnoliopsida; Poales; Poaceae
Product: protein RDM16
Exons: 3
Coding region: 405-773 (122 amino acids)
Biological process (GO): mRNA splicing, via spliceosome
Cellular component (GO): U4/U6 x U5 tri-snRNP complex
Source: RefSeq, a predicted model, not a curated record
AAACGUUUCCCUUGUUUUCGUCUCCAAAUAGCCCCACGCAAACGUCUCCCAAUCUCCCAUCCGCGGAUCCGCCCGUCUCAACUCAGCGCCAGCCCUAGCCCCAUCCAUGGACCGCGACCGCGGUGAGGACCGCCACACCACCAACCACAGCGGCGAGGACCCCCACCGACGCCGCCGCUGCGACAGCGACGGACAUCACCACCGCCACAAGGCUCGGGAUUCCGUGGGGCGCCGCGAUUCGGCCGGCUGCGAGCCGCUGCCGCCGCCGUCACGGAAACGGAAGGACCACGACAGCGGCGAGCCCGGCCGGGAAGGGGGCAAGCGGCCUAGGGACUCAGUGGAUCCGCCUCCGCCGAAGGAGGAAAGGCCACGGCGAGAGCGCAAGCAGCUAGAGUCAGGUGCUAAUGGAGAUCCACAGCGCGCCGCACCGCCUAAUGAUGGUGCUCGGCAGCUGCUCAAUUCUGCACCUGCUGUUGCGGUGCCAUCUGCUGACCCUGUUCCUUCAAAGGUAUAUGCUCAAUUCUGCAUCUGCUGACGAAGUUACUGGAAAAUCUAGUGCAGAUGGAACUGCAAAUUCAUCCUCUGGCACAAGUAGCAACUUAAGUCUUGAUGCUUUAGCGAAAGCUAAAAAGGCUUUGCAACUGAAGAAGGAAUUAUCAGCAAAACUCAAGAGAUUACCUGUGAGUGAGGCUGCUGCCAAGAAGGUGUUCGUAGAUGCUAAAGUUGCACACUACUGGGACCUGGCUGUCAACUUCUCGGAAGAUUCGUCUUGAGCUCAAACUGGUAUUCAAGACAAUGAGAGCGAUUGCUGUGGAUCACUCUACUAUGCCAUUGAUUCGAACAUAUCAUUGUCAGACUGUUGAUCAACUGAACACAUUAAAGAGCUGUUGGAUUUUUGCAAUAUGCUUUCAAAUAUAUCUGCUAAGGCUUAUCAA